Messenger RNA from Erpetoichthys calabaricus (reedfish), 2006 nucleotides. It is a transcript of the gene ankdd1a, whose product is annotated as ankyrin repeat and death domain containing 1A. Gene Ontology annotation, biological process: signal transduction. The transcript has 12 exons. NCBI's taxonomy places the organism in Eukaryota, Metazoa, Chordata, Cladistia, Polypteriformes, Polypteridae. Gene Ontology annotation, cellular component: cytoplasm. The record is from RefSeq and is a predicted model, not a curated record. The coding region runs from base 3 to 1286 and encodes 427 amino acids. Gene Ontology annotation, molecular function: protein binding.
GAAUGAAUGCACUUCUGCUGGCUUCCUGGUUUGGUCAUCUAAAGAUACUACAAAUCCUUGUGAAUGCUGGGGCCAAGAUUAAAUGUGAUAAUAAGAAUGGAAUGAAUUUGCUUCAUUGUGCUGCUCAGAGAGGUCAUAUAAAGGUCUUGGAAUUUAUCAUGGAGGAUCUUGAAGAUGUCUGCAUUGAUAAAGUUGAUAAAAUGGGAAAAACUGCACUUCACCUAGCUGCAGAGCAAGGCCAGCUGGAGGUGGUUGAGUUUCUCAUUGGGUUUGGCUGCGAUCACAGCAUUAAAGAUAAGGAGGCGAACACAGCACUACACUUGGCUGCUCAGAAUGGACAUUCUGAGGUUUUGCAAAAGAUUGUGGAAACAGGAGUUGAUAUUAAUGAGAAAAACAAUGAAGGUCUGACGGCAUUACAUUUUGCUGCAAAUGGUGGCCAUGAUAGAUGUAUGAAGCUGCUAUUGGAGUCUUCUUGUGACAUUAAUGCUAUGACAAACAAGGACAUGUCUGCUCUACAUUAUGCUGCACUUAAUGGACAUGAAGAAAUAACAAAAAUACUUAUUGACCGGGGAAUUAACAUUGAUGCAGUUAAUAGUCAGCAUGCCACAGCAACUCACAUAUCUGUGCUGAACAAUUUUCCGGGGAUGGUUAAACUGCUAAUUGAUGCAGAAUGUGACCUUGAUAUAACUGACAAUCGGCAACAGACAGCACUGCAUAUAGCAGCUGAGAAUGGCAGACACGAAAUUGCAGAGGUUAUACUCAUAGCUGGCAUCAACUUGAAGCUAGUUGAUAAGCAAGGAAAAACAUCACUGGAGGUAGCAGCAAGAGGAAAUCAUGUAAAUCUUGUGGAUAUGAUUAUCAAAGCUGACAGAUUCUAUAAAUGGGAAAAUGAUAAUUCAAAUAGUGACUCGGAUUCAUGGGUUGCAAAACACUUAACAUUUAAACAAGAUCAUCGACUGGAGACUCAACACAUCCGCUCAGUAAUUUGGAGACUGGCAACCAAAUAUCUCAGGCUUAAUGAGUGGAAGAAAUUGGCACAUUACUGGAAGUUCACAGAGGCCCACAUCAGAGCAAUAGAGCAGCAGUGGACUGGUACAAAAAGUUAUAAAGAGCAUGGACAUCGAAUGCUGCUGAUCUGGCUGCAUGGGGUAGUCAUCACUGGUGAAAACCCAAUUAAAGGCUUGUAUGAAGGAUUAGUUGACAUUGGGAGGAGAGAUCUGGCAGAAAGCAUCAGAAGAAAAGCAAAUGCUGACUCAAACUCCCCUAAGAAAUGUAUAACCAUGUGAAAGUUCCAUCCAUUUGGCCAAGGCAAUGGACAUAAACUUAAAGACUUUGUAUUAUCCUUUCUGGUUGUUUGGUGGAGAAUGAAGGGAAAAAUCUUUUGUCUUAAACAAAAUCAACAUUCAGCAUAAUCUCGAAGAGAAUGAAGAAUCUCAAGUUUGAAGUUUUCUGACAAAGGGCUAAUGAAUCCUCCAUAAACCAAGAAGCCUUUCUUGCUAGUAGCGUUUAAAGCGGCAAACUGUGUGGUUCUGUUCAUUGACUGUUCAUUUUUAAACCGCUUCUUUAUUGGCUCAAAUUGUAGUCUUUUAUAUGCAGAUAUCCAACUCAUGUGAUUCCUCUUACACAAACAACAGCCCAGAAUGAACUGUGAAGACCAAUGUAAUGUAAUUUGAAAUAUGUUAUUUUCUUGGAAACUUUGAUGUACACACCAUGUAGCCUCUGACUUUUGUUGCCCAUAUUGAAAAUGGGCCUGGAUGUGACUGCCUGGACAUCUAAAAACCGAAACACUGUCUUUGCCGUAAUGCAGUAACUCACAGCAAAAACACCGUAUAUUGCAGAAAAUGGCUGUGAAUGCCGGUGCUAGAGUGGCGCCAGUACGCCACUGUUUCUCCUUGGUCAUUAUUGAUUUUCAUUUAAACUUAUUUUGUAAUCGGAUGUCAACACCAUCACUUAAUGUAAGCUUUUGCUUCAAGAAAACCUUUCACAAAUUAAAUGCUGGAUUUGUA